This is a messenger RNA of Clupea harengus (Atlantic herring), 5681 nucleotides long. It is a transcript of the gene thrap3b, whose product is annotated as thyroid hormone receptor associated protein 3b. Gene Ontology annotation, molecular function: transcription coregulator activity; DNA binding. The record is from RefSeq and is a predicted model, not a curated record. Gene Ontology annotation, biological process: positive regulation of transcription by RNA polymerase II. NCBI's taxonomy places the organism in Eukaryota, Metazoa, Chordata, Actinopteri, Clupeiformes, Clupeidae. Gene Ontology annotation, cellular component: mediator complex.
AGUAAUCACUUCCCUAUGACAAACUCUAAACAUACUGUUUUACAACUAAAGUUAUAAAUUAAACUUUAUAAAUUAUAACCGCCUGUAUAGUUUAUUGCACUGUAUAUCCAUCCCAAAUCAACCAACACUUAAAUUAAAAUUGCAUCAUUAUCAGGAGCAAAUAAGCCUUCUGCUUCUGCGUAUGCCAUCAGCAUAAACUCUGCUAUAACACAAGUUUACAAGCAGCUCCACUUAUGUAGCUUAACUCAGUUGUCGUGUGUAUUAAUCUGACAAUAUUUCUUAAUACCCACUUUUUAGCAGAUUGCACAUAAUCUAUCUAGCCAGAGUUGCAAGGCUGACAUGGAUGUUUAGGCUAAGUUAACACCAGCAUAUAAUUGUAACCAUAGGCUACACAUGUCUAAUAUAAGGUAAUAGCCUAGUCUUUAAUAAACCUAUUAAACUAAAAAAAAUAUUAAAAAAUAAAUUCUGAAUUGUGCCUCAAAUGGAGGAACUGAUGCCUUCAUUUUUAUUACUAGAAAAAAGUAAGCAAGUACCCUGUCUUUAAUCCAGUCAGCCAGUUCUGACUUUUCUUUUAAAACUAAACCAUUUCGGUUGACAUUUGUCUGUUCACCUUGAAAAAAAAAAAUCUGUCGCAUAUUAUCGCAACAGGCUUUAAACGGUAACUGCCGUCUCCGUCGCAUUUUGAUUAGAAGGACUUCGAUCUUACCGGCCGUUACCUUGCCUUUGUAGUACAACAAGCUAGCCGCGAGGCUGUUCUGCUCUACUUUUAACCGCGGGCAAGGGGGAACCUUUUACUGUCUAUGGGAGGAACCAGGAAGGAAAUUCGACCUCCUGCAUUGUGGCUCGUCUCGCUGAGGCUACCAAAUGGCUAACCAUAAAAGGUUCAUAAUGUUGCAAGAUCCGUUUGUCGUGAGAUAAUAUCGAUUAUAUUUACAAAAAAAGCAUGCAAAUAUAUUUCAGUGCAUAAACGGAUUGUGACAGACUUCAGUUUUUGCCUCGAGGAGGUUCGUUUUUUUCGUUUGCAACGUCGCGUUCCAAGGGGGCUAUCCUGCUAGGUAGCCAACAAGCUAACCAAUUAAUCAAAGCCUGUUUGCACGGCGCUAGCUCAUUAGCCAGCUAGCAAACCUGACUGAUAUUCAUACGACAGCUACCUGUGUAGCUAGCUUGUGUGGUUUGCCGUGUGGGUCUGUGGUCUGAGGAGGACUGCAACACGUAACCGCGGCGAUGUCGAAGCCCCCAAACUCCCCCUCGCGCUCACGCUCCAGAUCAGCGUCUCGCUCCAGAUCCCGCUCGUACUCCCGGUCCCGAUCCAGAAGCCGGUCUCGUUCCAGGAAGCACCGGUACAGCUCUAGGUCUCGCUCCCGUUCCAGGUCUCACUCUCCGCCCCACGGUCGCGAGAGGAACUACCCCAGCCGGGACUACCAGAACAACCGCGGGGGCUACUCGGGCUACAACCGGGGCUUCCGUCGCCCUUUUUACCCCAGGUUCCGCGGGCGCGGCUUCUACCCCCGUCGCUACCAGCGUGGCGGAGGUGGAGGCGGCGGUAACUACGGCUACCGCGAAAACAACUGGCGGGGCGGCGGCGGCGGCGACUACAAGAACCGCGAUCACCACGGUCAGCACGACUCGUACCGCGAGCACAGCCCGCGCCGAGGACGCUCACGCACGCGUUCUCCCCGCCGCCGCUCCGGCAGCCGCUCGCGCUCACGCUCCUACCGCUCGUCGUCCGGACACUCACGCCACUCCAGCUCCUCGUCCCGCUCCUCCCGCUCCCCGCGUCGCCGUAGCAACAAGCGCGCCUCCCGUGGUGGCAAGCAGCAGCAGCAGCAGCAGCCACAACAACAACAACAGCAGCAGGAGGAGGAGCAGCAGCAGCAACAUCAGCGUCGCUCCGGUUCUAGGGCCAGCAAAGAGGGAGUCACGGGGGGAGGCGCAGGAGGAGGUCCAGCGGCGGGGGCCCUGCCCAACGAGCCCCCCAGCGGAAGCAGCGUGCUGGACUGCAGCAAGUGGAAGGGUCUGACUGAGUAUGAGGCCAGCCCCAAGCGCAUCAACGCCGGGUCCAGGCCCGGGGGUCAGGGGUCGGCCCCUACGGAGACCCCAGCGGGCGCCGACCAGAAGCCCCCCGCAGGGCUCUGGAGGACCAUCGGCCCUGCUGCUCCACCACCCGAUCAGAGCCCCCCCAAAUCGUCCUCCGCGUCUGGGGGAGUUUCGGCCGCCGGUGGCUUCGGGUUCUUCUCCAAAGGAGGAGAGCCGCGCCCAGGAGAGAAGACCGCGAUCUCAACCGCUUUCAAGAAGUUUUUAGCAGAGCAAGGCAAAAAGGCAGGGGACCGUGAGAACGGGCGCGAGGGCGAGUCAGUGUCCAGCCCGGCGGCGGGGGAGAGCGGGGGGGUCAAGGCCCGCGGCGGCCUCACCCCCUCCUCCUCCUCCUACGAGCCCAGCCCCGGGUACAGCGCCCCCAAGUCGGACAAGAGCCUGCCGUUCCUGGACGAGGAUGUGGACGCGGAGUUCAACCAGGAGAGGAAGAGCGAGGGCAAGACCCCGUCGCUGUCGGCCCGCGACCUCGCCGAGGAGCGCUUCGGCAAGUGGGACGACUCCGAGUACCCCUCGACCAAUAAGGAGCCUCCGGAGGACGUGGAGGAGGACCUGCUGCACAUGGAGGAGGAGCUGUACCACAGCCGCAAGCAGGCGGCGCGCAAGGAGGAGCGCAGCGCCAAGAAGAAGGAGAAGAAGAAGAACCGGGUGAGCCCGUCCUCGCCCACGGCGCCCCCUAGAGGGGUGGAGGCCCGGACGCGCCCGCUUUUCCCCGUGGGAAAGGACGAACCCUCUCCACCGCCCCGAACGGCGGGAAAGAGGGACGAGGAUUUUAACUUUACCAUCAAAUCCUACCAGGACGAUGGAGAGGGCAGUGGUGCCUCGGGUUCCAUGGCCAAAGAGCGGCGCUUGUCUCGUGACCUGGUCCACCCCAGUAAGAGGGACCAGGAGUUCCGUUCCAUCUUCCAGCACAUUCAGGCGGCGCAGCUGCGCAGGAGCCCCUCGGAGCUGUACGCCCAGCACAUAGUCACCAUCGUACAUCACAUCAAAGCUCAACACUUCCGCUCCUCUGGAAUGACACUAAAUGAGCGCUUUGCCAUGUACCAAAGACGGGCCACUGAGAUGGACGUGUCGAAGCCAAAGAAAAGCCCUGAAAUCCACAGGAGAAUUGAUGUGUCUCCCAGUGCUUUUAAGAGGCACGCUCAUCUGUUUGAGGAUUUGGAGGAGAGCAGCUACAAGGAGGGUAAGAAGUACGAGGGGGGCGAUCUGCGUCUGGACAUUGAGAGGCGUAAAAAGUUCCCCCCUAAGGAGCGCGAGCCCAAGCGCGACGGGGCCAAGGGCUCCGGGGGGUCUCGAGGCCCCAGCCGGGAGCGCUCCGCUGAAAAGUCCUCCAAACACCACAAAAAGUCCAAGAAAAGCAAGAAAAAGCGAGAGAGGUCUCCCUCCUCGUCCUCCUCCUCUUCCUCCCCCUCCCCCUCAUACAAGGGAAAGGAGUACAUGGGGGGGGAAGAGAUGGAGCAUAUGGAGGAGGGCGGUUACGGCAAGCCCCGCAUGGGGGGCCCCCGAGAUUACCCCCCUAUGGACCGGGGUCCCCGCGAUUACGAGGGCCACGGCGACAGGGGCCGCGGGGGCUACGGACGGGGCCGAGGGGGGUACGACGGCGGCGGCGGCGGCGCCCGUGGGGGGUACGACGGCGGACGUGGGGGAUUUCAACCAAGGAUAAGAGGCAGAGGAUGGGGAAGAGGUAAUUACCCUGGCAACAGUAACAAUGGGAACCCCCAGCAAAUGGGGGCGCCAGUGCGGCCGCCUGAGGAGGAGUGGGACCCGGAGUACACCCCUAAGAGCAGGAAGUACUACCUGCACGAUGACCGCGACGGGGAGAAUAAGUGGGUGGACAUGCGAGGGCGUGGCCGCGGCGGGCCCUACCCCCGUGGGCGGGGCUUCGUGUUCCGUAAGGGGCCAGGCGGCGGCAGCCCGAAGUGGACCCAUGACAUGUUCCAGGGCUCGGAGGAAGGCGAGCUCGGGGACAGCAACGGGUCCGACGUCAACCACAAGGAAGAAGAGAAGGCCGGAGACGCUUCCAUGUCAAAGAUGUAGAUCCACCACCGUUCCCCAGUCCCUUCUCUCUCUCUCUCUCUCUCUCUCUCUCUCUCUCUCUCUCUCUCUCUCUCUCCCCCCCCCCCCCCCCCUUCUUCUUCUGGAGUUUUCUGAGUUUUAAGAUUGUUGUAAUUUUCUUUGGUUUUUGUUGUUUUUUUUUUUAUUUGACUUGUAAAUGUCUAGCCAUUGCAGCAGAAACACACUGGCCUGUGCUUCAGCCGGUGUCGUUCAUGCGUCAGAAUGUAACUGUCCAGUGGACCCUGGAGCCACUGGCGGUGGGGGCUUUUAAAGGAGGGAUUAUUAUUAUUAUUAUUAUUGGUUUAAAUUUAGAGCAAAAGACCUUACAACUUCAUCGCCUUUUAUCAGAGAUAUUUUUUUGUUGAUAUCGUUUAGAUUCAUGCAAUACCUGGUAUAUUUGUUGUUGUUGUUUUUUUCUGCUCAGCAGUUUGAAAUACUAUGGAUCAUAACGGAUGACUGCAUUAUGAUACUGCUUGUGAUUGACAAAUAGUCAUCAAAAUAUUUGAUUAUCAUCAAAAGCAAACUCACUGUUUUUGUUUCCUAAAUAGGCAGAGGAGUUAAAUAAUUUGUGCCUUAGAGAUGACAACUACACAUACUGUACGUAUCACAGUUUCACAUACGUACUCUUAGUAAUGUAUUUCUCAAACAUUAUUUUGAUAGUUGUUUUUGUUUGUUUGUUUGUUUGUUUGUUUGUUUGUGAAUGUGCUUCAUGUGUGUCUCUGGGGGUGUGGUCAGUUAAGCCCCUGUUCUGGGACCAAUGAGCUGCCAGCUCAUUCCUGAAGCUCCGCCCCCUGUCAGUGUCACUCAAACAAACCCCCAUUAAACUGUACAGGUUAAUGUUCAUUCUUAAGUAUAUCCAUGCUGUUAUGUGUCCAUAAUUGCAUUUAAUUGUUAAUUUUUAGUCUGAGAUAUUUUCCAGCAGUGAAAAUGACCUUAAUAUUGAAUAUAAGAACUCUUAGUGUGGAGUGACUGUGACCCCAAAUAGUUUUUGAUUUCUUCAAAUGGAAGCCUGUGACUCCAGUGUUAUUAUUAAUGCAAAUAAUAUGCCCUCCAAGUGUACAUAGUUUACUUCCAGAAAGCGACAACAAAACAAUGAUAUAGAUGCUUGUAUAACAGUUAUUGUGGCCUUCGUUUGAAAAGUGUUGAAAGUUAAUAGUGGCCCUAUACAGUUUGUCUCUUGUAGUUCAAAGAAAUGAGUAAAAAAAAAAAAAUGCCCGUAUACCAUACACACACACACACACACACACACACACACACACACACCCAAACUCAAGAGAUGUAAUGUGAAGGGGAAACUGGAAUCUCUGUCCAGCGCUUCCUCAGAGUAAAACAGAUAUUGGUGUGUUAUUGGGCUAUUGGUCUGUGCUGGACUUGCUUUUCUGUGUUGGCUACUGAUCUUGCUGUAGAACUGUGAUCCACUAUUUGUUUAACCCCUUUACAUAUCUAUAUCAUUUCUAGCUAUGUGAAUAAAACCUGCUUCCACUGUGCUUCAAGGACGUCCUCCUAGUGAUUUUUCAAUAAAUCCGUUUACGUAA